AUGACUGAACAGCGUACUGUUACAAAUAAUGCUACCCAUUAUUUCUAUCCUACAGUCCUACUAUUUUCUAUAUUAUUGACUGGUGGUGUUUUAACUGCUACUUCUUUUUACAAUAAGCACCUUAGACAGUAUAAAUCUGCCAAAGAUAUACCGGAAGCGAUAUUCAAGAAGCAAUGGCUAUAUGGUAAAGUAACAUCUGUGGGAGAUGGUGAUAAUUUCCAUUUCUUUCAUACUCCAAGCGGUAUUUUUGGCGGCUGGGGAUGGUUAAGGUCCAUUCCUGAGUUACAAACAGUAGCGUUCGACGCUUCUGUUGAAGUACCACAAUCAGUUCGUUGGUGGAACAAACUAUUCAGUGCCAAAGUAGCUAACUAUAAGAGUCAUUUCAUGAGUUUACAUGUGCCAUAUAAGGGCAGAAGAAAUCUUCCUACCAUUUCUGUUCGUUUAUGUGGUGUGGAUGCUCCAGAAAGAUCGCAUUUCGGAAAAACAGCUCAGCCUUUUAGUGAUGAGGCACUAAACUGGCUAAGGUACAAGAUUUUGGGACAGUACGUCUGGGUUAAGCCAUUGGCCGUUGACCAAUACGGCAGAUGUGUUGCACGGGUUGAAUUGUGGUCCUGGUUGAAGGGAUGGCAGAAUAUUAGUAUUGAAAUGCUAAAAGAGGGAGUAGGCGUUGUUUAUGAGGGAAAAGUUGGCGCUGAAUUUGAUAACCAAGAGGAUAUUUACUUAUAUGAGGAGUUAAACUCAAAGAAGGCAAAACGUGGAUUGUGGUCACAGCGGAAAUUUGAAACUCCCGGUGCAUAUAAAAAACGCACUUGA
This is a messenger RNA of Kluyveromyces lactis, 813 nucleotides long. It is a transcript of the gene LCL3, whose product is annotated as Lcl3p. The record is from RefSeq and is a predicted model, not a curated record. The coding region runs from base 1 to 813 and encodes 270 amino acids. Gene Ontology annotation, cellular component: cytoplasm; mitochondrion. Lineage: Eukaryota; Fungi; Ascomycota; Saccharomycetes; Saccharomycetales; Saccharomycetaceae. The transcript has a single exon.